Venturia canescens is the source of this 1539-nucleotide messenger RNA. RefSeq lists its product as uncharacterized. The coding region runs from base 1076 to 1447 and encodes 123 amino acids. The transcript has 2 exons. The record is from RefSeq and is a predicted model, not a curated record. Lineage: Eukaryota; Metazoa; Arthropoda; Insecta; Hymenoptera; Ichneumonidae.
UCACUGCCUGUUUUUUCUCCUAUUUGCGAAAAUUCGAAUGACUGAUCAUUGACGAAUUUAUCGAUAAGUUUAUUCUAUCAAAAUUUCAGUACUGUUGAAGAAAUGUUGGAAAAAAUUGUUCAAUUGACGAAGCUACGAACACAAUCGAACGGUUUUUUCUUCCAUCGUCUGAAAUGACGCGGUUUAGCACUUCUUCUAAGGAACGUUACUUGAGAAACUCUGUUCAGUGUUUUAGAAAUGUUACGAAUACGAUUUUGAAUCUUUUGACAAUCACAAAAAUAAAUAUUAUCAACACUUUUUUAACGCAUUAAGUGUGUAUCAUUUCGGAGAAUAAAAAUGGGUAAUGUUCAAAAAUUUAUUGAAUUUUAACAGAUUUUUGUGCUACUGCACAGGUUUGAAUUCCGGUCCAAUGAAUUGUUCGGCGAAGAAAUAUUUUGAACGGGGGCCACAGAAGCGCAUAAUUCUCAGUUAAUUUAUUCUCUCCAUACUUCGAUAAUCAACUAAACGCUCGAAUUCUCGCAGGAUCUUUUAUUUUCGGGCAAAAAGAGCUCGAUCGAACGAGGUUUUAUUGAACUUGACUAAUUGAUAAAUGCAUUUGCCCCGCAUUUAUCGUCCCAAUAGUAAUUGUACAGUGGGGUUCAUUAAUGUCCAUCGAUUGAAGAGAUGACUGAUGGGACAAGUAACGCAAGCACUGAUGAAAAUCUGCACGUUUGUGAGCUCGGGUGCAUAAAGUUCUGAAAAUGAGUAAGAGUAACGAGACGACUGGUGUUUUUCGCAGGACUCGCAAACCGCGAUAAGAAAUCGAUAAAUCUGUGGCUCGCUUGCGAUUUGGCAGAAUCGUUUGAACUCUUAUUCCUCACGGGAGACUUUAAUAGCGGAAAUCGAGCACAAAUGCAAUUCGCUGGCUGCAGGAACUCGCGCGGGUCGAGGAAGAGCGAUAAGCGCCUGAUUUUGCGGGAAUAAAUGGUGCCCCUCUGGCAGCUGGAAGAACCACUUGUACGAGACGCGGUGACACGCGCACCUGUUUCUCUCAUCAAGCGUCGAAUUAGUAUCGAUUUUUCUCAAAAGCGUGAUCAUGCUGAAUGAGAGAAAAAUGUACAAAACACAUUCGACACUCAUUGCUUUGGCGAUGCUCUCGGCGAGCUGUUUCCACAACGCCAUGGCUGUCCAUGCUCCGGCGGACGCACAAGAGCAUCAACACGGUGGUCAUCCUCAUCGUCGAGCCAAAGAAAAUCCAGUUAACUCCGUCCCGAGCUCUAGCUCCGGCGACGGAUCAUCAGCGCCAUCGAGUCUGACCGAACCCCUGUUCGUGGAUCUCUCAGGGAUGCUCAAAGAUCUCGCUGUUAAGUACAACAUCUCAAACUACCCGAGAAACAACAGCAAAACGGAUUCCCGUCGAUCAUUGGCAGGGAAGAAACGCGCUGCUCGUCCCGGUUGCUGCGGUUGAUUCCGCACCGAGACCUGUCAAGACAAACUUGAAUAACGUCGAAAAAUCAGCAAUAUUCUCGCGCUUGUAAUAGACCAAUGAAUCUAAUAAAA